UCUGGAUCCACCCCUGUACCCAUGGGGCUGGAGAGAAUUAGAGGUUCGGUUCCCGUGCCUCACGCACUAGAGAAAGCGGGCGGGAGGGAAGCACAACCUGGACGUGUUACACACUGGGCUCUGCGAGGCACGUGACCUCCGCGAAGGUGGGCUCCGCCUCCGCGCAGCAGAGAGAGGAAACCGCUUCCGAACCCGCAGGGCGCUGCCGCGCCUGCCCGGAACCGAGGUAGCCCCAAUCUCUUCCAGAGGACGACGCCUCCUCUUGGCUCCGCGGCGCUGAUCCGCCCGCCCGAAGCGCCCUGCGGUUAUAAACUCCUGACACAAUUGGAAAGAGCCCAGGAUCCAAGUUUCUUCACCAUGGGGAUGUGGUCGAUUGGUGUGGGGGCUGUGGGGGCUGCCGCCCUGGCACUACUGCUGGCCAACACGGACAUAUUUCUGUCUAAGCCGCAGCAAGCAACCCUGGAGUAUCUGGAAGAAAUAGACCUGAAAACACUGGAGAAGGAACCAAGGACUUUCAAAGCAAAGGAGCUCUGGGAAAAGACUGGAGCUGUGGUUAUGGCUGUGCGGAGGCCAGGCUGUUUUCUCUGUCGAGAGGAAGCUGCAGAACUGUCCUCCCUGAAGCCCAAGUUGGAUGAGCUUGGUAUCCCUCUCUAUGCAGUGGUGAAGGAGCAGAUCAAGACCGAAGUGGAGGACUUCCAGCCUUAUUUCAAGGGAAAAAUCUUCCUGGAUGAAAAGAAAAUGUUCUACGGCCCCCAAAGGCGGAAGAUGAUGUUCAUGGGAUUUGUCCGGCUGGGUGUCUGGAACAACUUCUUUCGGGCCCGGAACGGUGGCUUCUCUGGGAACCUGGAAGGUGAAGGCUUCAUCCUCGGGGGCGUUUUUGUACUGGGAUCAGGAAAGCAGGGCAUUCUUCUCGAGCACCGAGAAAAAGAAUUUGGAGAUAAAGUAAAUCCAUUUUCUGUUCUGGAAGCUGCUAAGAAGAUCAAACCACAGAUUUCAGCCUCAGAGAAAAAGUGAUUGUAUGAAAUUGCCCAGCUCCGGGGUCCCUAGGGGCACUCACCUGUGUUCAUAAUAUGUUUGCACUCAUGUCUCUAAAGGGUUGGAAACCCACUCAUGCCAUAGUCUCAGUGUAGAUCGUUAAGGUAUUCUAAUACUGUACUCUGUUUAGGCUCAGUAAGACAAAGUAGCCCCCAAAGAAGAUUGGUAAAAAUCUAAGCAAUGAGUGAGGGAUGUUAUAGCUAAACCUGGAAAAUAUGAGGCUUAGAGUUGACUAGUGUACCUCAUUACAAAUGUACAUAGUGUUUGAGGUGCUAUUAUUUGAAAUAAGUUUUAUUUUCCUGUCUUUAAAAAUCUAAGAAAAGUUGAUGGUUGACUAGAAGAUUAAGGAUAUAAGGUUUUUUGCUUGUGUAUUUUCUGUUAAUGAUUCACUACAUAGUGUUGAAGUAAUACUUACAUAAAGGAAUUGAUGCGCUUUGAUGUGCUUUGAAUGGCUGAUAAAGAUAGAUUAUAAAAUUAAAUCUGUUUUUUGUCUUUCAUUCUGACCUCAGAGGUUUGUUUUUCUAGAAGAAAUGGUUGUCUCUGGCUCUAAUAAAAGUAUGCAUUAGAAUUUGCCUGUAAUACAAGUUUUUCUGAUAAAGCUAACAAUAAAAUUAUUUACCAUAA
Molecule: messenger RNA, 1659 nt
Organism: Phyllostomus hastatus (greater spear-nosed bat)
Lineage: Eukaryota; Metazoa; Chordata; Mammalia; Chiroptera; Phyllostomidae
Gene: PRXL2A
Product: peroxiredoxin like 2A
Exons: 8
Coding region: 358-1014 (218 amino acids)
Source: RefSeq, a predicted model, not a curated record